Triplophysa rosa is the source of this 1967-nucleotide messenger RNA. RefSeq names its product unconventional SNARE in the ER 1 homolog (S. cerevisiae) (gene use1). Gene Ontology annotation, cellular component: endoplasmic reticulum; SNARE complex. Bases 231 to 1037 code for a protein of 268 amino acids. The transcript is spliced from 8 exons. Gene Ontology annotation, molecular function: SNAP receptor activity. NCBI's taxonomy places the organism in Eukaryota, Metazoa, Chordata, Actinopteri, Cypriniformes, Nemacheilidae. The record is from RefSeq and is a predicted model, not a curated record. Gene Ontology annotation, biological process: retrograde vesicle-mediated transport, Golgi to endoplasmic reticulum.
AAAUCACUGGCGGUGUGAAUGGACAAAAUCUAACGAUCCCGGGACAAAUUCCUGGACACAUUUCUCGUGUAUUUUCCAGGAUCUCUGUAUUAAAAGGGCUUUGGGUUAUUCCUCUCAUAUUUUGUAUUCCUGAAACUGCCCUCGCGCAACAAAGAGAGACUUUUCAUUUGUAGUCCUUUUCAGUCUCCGUUUCCGCAGAAAUCGCGCGACUUCCGUCGUCAGUGUCAAAUAUGGCCACGUCUAGACUGGAGAUCAAUUUUAUCCGAUUAUUAUCACGCUGUGAGUCUUUGGCUUCAGAAAAAAGAGGCGAAACGGAAUGGAGACUCGAGAAGGUAAAAAACAACAUUGCAAUGCAUUUAAUGUAUGUUGGUGCUCUGGAAGAAAUGCUUGUGGCUUUAAAGAAGAGUCCCAGCAAACCAAUGCCAGAAAUACUGACAGAUUACACCCGCAAAGUGGACUUUCUCAAGGGUCUCCUGGAGGCUGAAAGACUGCCGUCUCCAGCAGAGAAAUCUUUAGCCAAUCAGUUUCUGGCUCCUGGACGCUCACCUACAAUAUCCAGCGAGAGAACACCAGCCAGCAAGACAGUUCAUAUACAGAGCAAAGCACGAUGUGCUGGAGAGAUGAAGAAGGAACUGAUGAGCACGGCGGUUUCAAAUUCUGGUUCAUUUGAUUCCGAUCUGAGACACAGGAGGAGCAUCCCUGUGGACGAGCGACAGUCCGGCGCCGAGCUGGACGCGAUUCUUCAACACCAUCACAACCUGCAGGAGAAACUGGCAGAAGAUAUGUUAAACCUCGCACGCAACCUGAAGAACAACACGCUCGCUGCUCAGAACAUCAUUAAACAAGACAACCAGACACUGACUCAGUCCAUGCGACAGGCCGACAUGAACUUCGAAAAGCUCAAGACAGAGUCCGAGCGCCUGGAGCAACACACCAAAAAAUCUGUCAACUGGUUUCUGUGGCUGAUGCUUAUAGUCGUCUCCUUUACUUUUAUAAGCAUGAUCUUAUUUAUACGACUGUUCCCGAGACUCAGAUGAUGUUCAACAUUAGAAUAGACUAGAUUUAUUUUAUCUUCAGCAGCGGAUUUACAGAUAGACACUAGCCAAGGUCUGAUAUAGCUCCACACUCUGCUGUUGUCUGAUUAUCAGCUGACACCCUCAGUUUUUGUUCCCAAGAAAUUUACAUUGUUUCCCGCAUGCCAUUGUGAUCAUAUCUCAAUUCAUAUCUGCAUUCAUAAUUUGCUAUUAAAUAUCCGCAUUUGUCACUUUCCCAUGUACGGUGGAUAUGUAAACGGACCGUGGAUCUAUUCUGAUGCUUGUGAGCUGUUUUAAGGUCCGGGUAGGCUUGUCCAGGCCUGCUGUGUCAAUCGGCUGUACAGGAAGAGUUCUGGGAAGCAUAGGGAAGUAUUUUUGCUCAUUGGAGGCACACUCGGCUCAGAUAGGAAAGGCGGAUACAGAACGGCCUCAGGGAACUCAGCUGGAAAAUAAAUGCCCCGUAUUUAGCUGUCCGGUUACUUAAAGAUCUAUUUGUGCCUGCAGUUCCCUAUAUAGCACAAAGCCCUGCACAGUAUUAAGAAUUGCUCAGAUAUGGUGAUCAUUCAUGUCAUUGGUUAACGUCUGUGUUUAUUGAGCGUUUGGUCUUGAUGGGUCUAAAUGUGUUGUUUUCUGUGGGCUGUCAUUGAUUAUGCAUUGUGUGUUGCUCAUGUUGGUUUUGAUUGUUCCACCUGACCACAGAACAGCCAUGUUGUUGUUUUCCUAUCAAGUGGGUUCCCGAUGAAGUGGUAAUGAAAGGUAUUUGUGAAACUAAAACGCAGGAGUGUGAUAUUUUAAUAAAAUAAUUUGCAAUCCACUUACUUGCCCUCUGUAUAAUUUAGACAUUUUAUAUAUAGAAUAUCUCAUAUAUAUGAGAUUAUUGUAGUGAGAUUUUGAGGGGGGGUUUUAAACCUACAAAAAGACGUUUCAUAAUUU